Cannabis sativa is the source of this 1494-nucleotide messenger RNA. RefSeq lists its product as uncharacterized. Gene Ontology annotation, cellular component: mitochondrion. Lineage: Eukaryota; Viridiplantae; Streptophyta; Magnoliopsida; Rosales; Cannabaceae. The transcript has 6 exons. Bases 109 to 1107 code for a protein of 332 amino acids. Gene Ontology annotation, molecular function: prostaglandin-E synthase activity. The record is from RefSeq and is a predicted model, not a curated record.
CUUAAGCCCCUAAAAUCUCUUGAUUCACAAUAAGCCUACGUAAACCUUUCUUCUCCGAACUCUCUCCCAACAACCAGAAAAUCUCCGAUCGAAUCAACAACCAUCACCAUGAGAAGGGCUUCAGCUCUCGCCACAUCUUCUCUCCUAUCCAGAUCUCUCUCCACCGUAGAUGGCGGCGGAGCCCUCUCCAACCACCGUCUCAUCCAAGUAGCUUUGUUCGCCACCACUACCAGUUCUCGCCCUCGUACUAGUACCCGGUGGUUCUCUCCCAUUGUUGAAUCUUUCUCCACUGGCUCGUCUAGAGCCAUGAUUUCAACUGGCAUCGCCGGUGUUAUGGUGUCUGGUGCUGCUGCGGUGUCUCUUUCUCAGGAGGUUUACGCUAAGGAACCUCCUUCGAAGGAAUUGGUCCCUAAAGAUGUUGUUCUUUAUCAGUAUGAAGCUUGCCCUUUCUGUAAUAAAGUUAAAGCAUUCUUGGACUACUAUGAUAUACCAUACAAAGUUGUAGAAGUCAACCCAAUUAGCAAGAAAGAGAUUAAAUGGUCUGAUUAUAAGAAAGUUCCUAUUUUGAUGGUUGAUGGUGAAGCCCUGGUCGACUCAUCAGUUAUUAUUGAUAAAUUGGGUGGCAAAAUUCUUCCAAACAAAGUAGCUCCUUCUGGGGAUGAUGAAGAGACGAAGUGGCGCCAGUGGGUUGACAAUCACUUGGUGCAUAUGUUAUCACCCAACAUAUACCGAAAUACUUCAGAGGCCCUUGAAUCGUUUGACUAUAUUACAAGCAAUGGUAACUUCAGCUUCACAGAAAGAAUUACAGUAAAAUAUGCUGGUGCUGCAGCUAUGUACUUUGUAUCGAAGAAACUGAAGAAGAAAUAUAACAUUACCGAUGAACGUGCAGCCCUUUAUGAUGCUGCUGAAACAUGGGUGAAUGCACUGAAUGGGAGAGAUUUUCUUGGUGGCUCAAAGCCUAAUAUGGCAGACCUUGCGGUAUUUGGGGUGUUGAGACCGAUCCGUUAUUUGAGGUCCGGGAAAGAUAUGGUAGAGCACACACGUAUUGGAGAAUGGUAUACAAGAAUGGAGGAAUCUGUGGGAGAGCCUUCAAGGAUAAAAGAAUGAACUGUAUUCAUGUAAAGUUCAUGAAAGCCGGGUCUCGACUCUCAGCUUCGCUUUUAAGUUUGCAGGGUUUGUGUCACUUAACUAUAAUGAUAGAAGAAAGAACACAAUUUUGGAGCAACAUUCUCUUUUGAUGAUUAAUCAUAUUGAAAAUUAGCAAAAUUUUGCUAUAAAAGUUUUUCUUUCUUAGAAAGUGAUACCAUUAUUAUCACAGCAGUUAAAUUAAAUUUGUAUGCAACAUAGGAAUAAAGAAAAUUAAGAUGUGGGUUUUGUGAUUUAGAAUACCCCAUUGAUUCAAACUAAAUACUAUUUGAUAAUUAUUCCUUGUUAUGAGUUACAUGCAAUUAUUUGAUGAAAAUUCAUUAAGAAGUGGAAUAUUUUGAGGUGUUA